UCCGGAAAAACCAAAUAUAGGUAACAUAAACAGAGAGAUUGCUGCAACACAAAAAUAAUUCUGACUUAAGAUUCCAAAUAUAAUUUAGCACCAAAACGCCUUUUGAUUCUCAAGAAUCUAACCCAACAAAUAUCAAUAGAACUUGAUCGAUUAGAAACCCUCCAAAUACAACAAGAAUUGGAACAAGAACCGCCUCUUUCUUGCUGGUGGCAGCAACAUAUAUCUGCCUAUUUGUAUAUAAUACAAUAUUGUUAUCGUGUUAUAUAUUCGAUAUAUAGGGAGAAAGAAAGAAAAAAGAAAGGAAGAAAGAAAAAGAUGCUAACUAUUAAGAAAGUUCCUACGGUGGUUUCAAAUUAUCAGGAGGAUGACAGUUCUGAUACAAGCUUUGAAGGGUGUGGGCGUGAUUGCCUUGGAAACUGUUGUUUACCUGGAUCAAAUUUGCCUUUAUAUUCCUUUAAGAAAGAUGGAGAGAAUUUAUUGCAAAAUGGCGAGAUGAAAUUUUCCAAAGAGCAGCCUCAAAUUUGUUUCCUGCACAAUCUGUUGUUGGGUCAAUGGGAAGAUCGAAUGUGUCGUGGCCUUCUUCGCUAUGAUGUGACAGCUUGUGAGACAAGGAUCAUUCCUGGAAAAUAUGGGUUUAUUGCACAGUUAAACGAGGGUCGGCAUCUCAAGAAAAGACCUACUGAGUUCAGGGUUGACAAUGUACUUCAAUCAUUUGAUGAUAGUAAAUUCAAUUUCACUAGAAUUGGACAAGAAGAAGUGCUUUUCAGGUUCGAGCAAGGCCAAGAAAACAUGAGCCACUUCUUCCCUAAUCCACCUCCUUCAGCUGAUGACUCUAGUUCUCCUAGUAUUGUAGCUAUCAAUGUAAGCCCCAUUGAGUUUGGACAUGUUCUGUUGAUACCUCGUGUUCUUGAUUGCUUUCCUCAAAGGAUCGAUCUUGACAGCUUCUUGCUUGCUGUUCACUUGGCUAAAGAAGCAUCAGACCCUUUCUUUAGAGUCGGUUACAAUAGUUUGGGUGCUUUCGCCACGAUUAAUCAUCUGCACUUCCAGGCAUAUUACUUGGCCGCAACUUUCCUAGUUGAGAAAGCUCCAAGUAAAAAAAUAAUGAUUGUGGAAGGUUCAGAAGGUAGAGGAGUGAUUGUGUCGCAGCUGAAUUAUCCGGUACGAGGUCUUGUCUUUGAAGGUGGAAAUACAAUGCAAGAUCUCUCUGAUUCAGUUGCUAGUUCUUGCAUUUAUCUCCAGAACAACAAUGUUGCCUUCAAUGUGCUGAUUGCUGAAUGCGGAAGAAGAGUCUUCCUGUUUCCCCAGUGUUACGCAGAGAAACAAGCACUUGGUGAAGUAAGCCAGGAGCUUCUCGACAUUCAAGUAAAUCCAGCUGUUUGGGAAAUCAGUGGACAUAUAGUGCUAAAGAGAAGAAAGGAUUUUGAGGAUGCAUCAGAAAUAUCUGCGUGGCGACUGCUUGCCGAGGUUUCCCUAUCAGAAGAGAGGUUCAAAGAGGUUAAAGCCUGCAUUUUAGAAGCAGCAGGCUUUCAGGAGGAAGUUCUGGCGGAGAAUAACAGAAAUCAUGCGGAGGAAUCAAUCUGCAGUGACCAACAAUCUCCAAAAGCUAUCUCGCAUUUACUUCAAGAUUGUGCAGUUUUUCACUGAAAGAGUAUGCAAGGUUCAAUUAUUCAAACUUCACAUCUUCUACAACAACUUCCAAUAUGUGAUUCCAGUUUUGGGAAAUUUUUUUGUCCUGCAUUACUGGGUGCGAGAAACUAAUUGUCUAGCAGUUCUAUUUUUUUGAGCUAGAACCAGGUGACUUGACGUUUCUUGGAUUAUUGUACAUAACAUUGGAUUAGUUAACAGUGCUGAUUUCAUCAGUGGAAAAACACAGAUCCUGACUGGAUUUCUUGUA
Molecule: messenger RNA, 1894 nt
Organism: Ricinus communis (castor bean)
Lineage: Eukaryota; Viridiplantae; Streptophyta; Magnoliopsida; Malpighiales; Euphorbiaceae
Product: GDP-L-galactose phosphorylase 1
Biological process (GO): glucose metabolic process
Cellular component (GO): cytoplasm
Molecular function (GO): GDP-D-glucose phosphorylase activity
Source: RefSeq, a predicted model, not a curated record